AUGCUGCCGUUCCUAAGAACUGACGAUCUUGGCUACCGUUACUGCUAUUGGCCUCCGAAAAGCCCCCACCCGCAAAUGGCACCGGAACACUCCCGGCUGGAUGAACAGACCACUACUCUUCACAUCCCCAAGUUGGAACUUGCAACUUGGAGAUUGUGCCUUCCCAGGACCUGCUCCACAGCACCGGGUGCCCCCCGUCUUCACAAAAUGCCCCCGAAAGCAUCGGGUGACCCAAAGCGACGGAAUGGCGCACGCCGCAAGGUUGCUCUGGCAUGCGACUCGUGUAGAGAAAAGAAGGUUCGCUGCGACGGGAACAAGCCCAUCUGUGGGCCAUGCAAGAGGCGAUGUUAUCGGAUUGACCAGUGUCUCUACAACCCGGAUAACACCCGGACGGCCAGCCGAGACGAGUACUUCCAGACCCUUCAUCUCCGAAUUAGAGAACUCGAAAAUGUCUGUUUGACGGCUGGGUUAUCAAUCGACAGUUCACUGGGCCUUCGGGCCCAACUGGAACCUCAUAGCGAGCUCAACAGAGGCGAUGAAAUACGAGUGGAGACGAGCAGCAUUCCCAUGGCUGUCGCCACCUCAUUUAGGGAACCUGAUGAGCGGGUCCCUACCGCUACAGGUUUCGGGGUUGGCAUACCUCCGGAGCAACCGGUGCUAGCUGAACGCAGUGAAAGCGAAAACAGCCGGUCCAGACUGGUAGUGGAACAGAAUACAGAGUGCUCACCAAAUAUAGGAUCCUAUGAGUCGCCGUUGUUCGACGAUGGGGAAGCCCACGUCACGGGCAUGGGGCAGAUAACAGCUCCGGAUGCUGAAAGCAGGAGGCAGUCCUCCCGAUUCCAAUUUUAUGGUAGUUCAUCCACUGCUUCGCUCAUGAGGUUUGCCUGGCAGUCAAUGCCUUCACGGCCAGCAAAUGCUUCUAGUGCCGAACUUGUAUCUAGCACAUUGCAGGAUACUUUUACCGAGUAUCGGUUCGACGAUUUUGCCCUCCCACCGCGCACGCUGGCAGACCACCUCGUCCGAUGUUUUUUCGAUCAUGUAUAUACACUAUAUCCGUUCUUUCACCGCCCCGCGUUUGAAGCAGCCUAUCGAAAUCUCUGGCGUGCUGAAGAUGAGGCUAAGAUACCUCUCACAGACUUGAGAAUUGGACUGGGUUCCGGCGCGGAGUCCGGCCCUAGAUCAAUAGUCUUUCAUGCUGCCUUGAAUUCUAUUUUUGCUCUAGGCUGUCAAUUUUCAGACAUUGAAGACGUCGAGUCUGUUGCGAAUUGCUUUUUUCUCAGGUCCAAACGCUUCAUCGGACUUGACUUUCUUGAUAUCAAUACCCUUGGGACCAGCAGAUGCUGGCAUUCGGUUGGUGUUGCCUGCCGGGUUGCUCUAGGAUUGGGACUCCAUGAGUCGGAUAUUCUCGCUAGCUUAUCGCCCUUGGAAUCCGAUAUUCGACGCAGAACGUGGCACGGCUGUGUGAUGAUGGAUGUCACUCUUAGCAUGACGCAUGGCCGACCUACCAUGACCACCCAUCUAGCUCCUCUCCCUCCACCAGAAGAUUCGGAGUUGUCUCGACAAGAUCCGCCGGGAGAGCCGUCACUGCUGUCAUAUUAUAUUGAGGUCAUCAAGCUCUACAACAUCCUAGACAGGAUCCUAUCCGAUGUAUAUUACGCUUGGUGUGGUCGGACACGCCAGGGUCGACCACAGGUGUCGACGAAGAGCCUGGGAGGCUUGGACACAAUUCUUGAAAUCGAAAAAGAAUUGACUUCGUUCGAGGCUAAUUUGCCUUCAUGCCUUAAGUGGGAUCCGGACACGCCGGAACUAAAUUCAGACGGAAACCUGAACCAGGCAAUCGCCCAGCAAAGAAAUGUUCUUCACGCGAGAUACUUGCAUCUCCACCUCCUGCUCCAUCGUCCGAUGUUUACUCGGCUCUACUCAGAACGAGUACGCAAGCGAGAAUCUGCAGGUGUGAAUGGCUUCAGGGCAGAUUCGGCUCACAGUUCCACAACCCGGAGCCCGUUAUACUUCUCUACAGCUAAUAAAUCUGCUAUCGCUUGCGUAAUGGCAGCUAUUGACUUAACGCACGUAGUCCAUGAGACGUACCAUACAAACGCCACCGGUGCAUGGUGGUACAAUGGAUUCUAUGUGUCAACAGCUGCCAUAGUUCUCCUCAUGUCCUUCUCCUCCCCUUCAGUGCUAGACCCGUCUACUAUGGAUAAAGCCAGGGUUGCGUGGAGAGAAGCUACGGGGGUUCUGGAGUCGAUGGCCACAGUUAGACGCUCAGCGAACAACACGCUUCAGUUCCUCAAAGCUUUGUAUCGGCAAGCAGUUCCUGCAGAUGUGCAACAAACAGGAAGUCACACUGCUGGUACUGCUUCGCUACAUUCAGAUAACAUGGCUCAACCUCACACCCCGUUUGAUCACCCGGAUCACGACUUGACUCAGGCUCCAUUCUUUAAUUGGGAGGAAUAUGCCGGAAGUAUGGGACAAAGCCUGGAGGAUUUGGGAUUCUUGACGAGGCUUGACUUCCCCGAUACUUUACCUUGACACUCAAGGGCUUGCGUUAGCUUCUGUUAAGUGAUUAUGUAUAGA
Aspergillus vadensis CBS 113365 is the source of this 2577-nucleotide messenger RNA. RefSeq lists its product as uncharacterized. The record is from RefSeq and is a predicted model, not a curated record. NCBI's taxonomy places the organism in Eukaryota, Fungi, Ascomycota, Eurotiomycetes, Eurotiales, Aspergillaceae. The coding region runs from base 1 to 2532 and encodes 843 amino acids. Gene Ontology annotation, biological process: positive regulation of transcription from RNA polymerase II promoter by galactose; DNA-templated transcription. Gene Ontology annotation, molecular function: RNA polymerase II cis-regulatory region sequence-specific DNA binding; zinc ion binding; DNA-binding transcription factor activity, RNA polymerase II-specific. Gene Ontology annotation, cellular component: nucleus. The transcript has 7 exons.